AAGAUGGACUGCGGUAAACGGUCAAAAGUGUGGCUUCACUUUAGAAAAGAAAACGACAAGACAAAUUGCAAUGCAUGGGGGAAGCUAAUUAGCUGCAAGUCCGGUUGCACACCAAAUCUGACCAAACAUUUAAGGCAGCAUGACGUCGAUCUGAAAGACUGUAGAGUGUUUGAUGUCUUGCGAUAAGCAAGAACAGGCAGAAUCGGAAUCGAUAAAAUUCAAACGAUACCCAACCCUAAUUAGAACCUAUCCUUUGUUUACCAGCCAGCAUUGAUUCACCAUUAAUGUGUUACCGAAUGAGCAGAAGCAGGUAAAUAUUGGGGGGCACACGCCUGAAAAAAGGGAAGGGACAGCCUUCUCUUUACACUUGGCAGGUUUCUUAAGGCUGUAGAUGUAGAAUGUGUCGAUAAGUGUGAGCCCUCAAAUCAAAUAUGAUUCAAAAAUUUGUGAUGACAUGGAAGUACUGAGUGCCACUGGCAGUGAAAGCAGAACAAUGUACUUCCCUGCCUGUUGAUUUGAUACUUAUGCAAUGAGAGCUUUCACAACCAUAAAGAGAUAAACCUGCGCACUUUGUCUUGUAUUAAUCACCCGGUCUACUUUUAAAGUUUUUAGUCAGGAUGGCCUUCAUCGUCCUUUCUGAAUAACAUUUGGGUGAUUUAUGUGAUGAUGUAGUGUGUAAGUUUGUGUUAUUAUGAGUAUUCAUCAUCUGACACACCUACAGAAAUUCACCGGGUGUGCAAAUGUACACUCUACAGAGUCUUCAGGAAAUCAACCUCUUUAUCUGUCACCGUAUCCAAUGGAGUGUUAUUCCGGACAGCACCCUCUGAGCGCAGACCAUGUCAAUCCAGGCAGAACUCCUGCAGUUAUGGAACUGCAGCGUUUUUCCUCUUCAGUACCAUGAAGUGGCCUGGGCCCGCGCAGGCCGGCGCGGCGGCGGGGGGCCCGCGGUGAUAUCAGAGCAGGACGCGGCACAGAUGCCCAGUCGAGAGGCCGAUAAGAGAGCCCCCCGCUCAGCGCUGCCACCCUGCUGUUCUUUCCAGAAUGUUUUGGCUCCCCCAGGGCCUAGUGAUGUCCCCACCUCCCUUGUCCUGGAAUGGCUGACCAGAAGUCGUCCCCCAGAGCCGGGGGAUACGUGAUGGGGAUGCCUCUCCACAGAUCUCUGCUGCUCAGCACUGGGGGCUUCAGUGUGUCUGACUACAUCCAGAGGUUUACGAUAAAGGAAGAUAAAGGUGCAAGGUCCAAAGGGCCGGAGUUUCAUAGAGGAGUCCAAGUGCAUCGUGGAGUCCACGUAGCAGCUAAUGAUGAUAGCCAGCCUGCCGAGGUUUCCAGAGUGGCAGUGAAGAGCACAGGACAUGGCACCAAGCCCACAGUCCCCAAUCAGCAGGGGCCUGCCCCCUCACCCCUCACCUCAGGCCCCUGUCUGGCCAGUAUCCCGGCAGGCCAGCAGGGCACCCGCCGGACCAAGGAGGUCACCCUGAGGAGCAGGGCGCCCACUCGAACCCAGACCUUCGACAAAGACACCCAAGACAGCGGUCCGGGCGUGGGGGAUGCAGAAGGGGCGGUGGCGACGCAGCCCCAGGAGGGAAACGACCGCGAGCGAGCGGCGUUCAGUGGGGUGGAGGGUGUUGUCACGGCAACGGCCGGCGAGGAAAAUUGUCGGGAAAUUGCAGCUGCUGGGCCGUUGAGGUCGGAGAGUGGCUUGUUCACCCAGGAGCCUGUUGUCAAGGGGACUCCAUUGGCUGCUGGUGAGGAGAGGCAGGAGGAGGAGGAGGAGAAGGAGGAGCGGCGUAUUCCCACUGAAAAGGUUGUUCCUCCCGUCAAGGAUGAGGACACAAGCUCCAAAGAGGAUGCGGUCACGGUAGAGCCACUGGAGUCUGUUGCCGUGGUGAUAGGGCAGAACACAGACAGCAGCAGGACCACCGGCGUGCCAAAACCGGACUCAGAAUGCAAAAUCCAAUGGGUACCAAGCCUCUCUCAGAAUGAGCCGGCCCCAUCUGGGCCCGCAAAGACAGCCCAGUCCAAGCUUGGGACUGUGGGAGAGAGCUCUGAGGCACAUGGAAAUGCUGACAGCCAAACAGGCGCUGCGAAGGGCACACUGGUCAGCAGUAAAAGCGUAACCCCUGGGGGCCUGUGGAAAAGCGCUGAGAAGCCACUAAAGGUCAUUGAUGACUGCCCCCCUUUGCCUGCCCCCUUCGAGCACCGCAUUGUAAGUGCCAAGCAGGUACCAAUGGGCUCGUACUACGCCCUGAAUCCAAACGAAGUGCUGGGAGGGGGCCGUUUCGGACAGGUCCACAAGUGUUCAGAGCUUUCAUCAGGGCUAACGCUGGCCGCCAAGAUCAUUAAAGUAAAAAGCAUGAAGGACCGAGAUGAAGUCAAGAAUGAAAUCAGCGUCAUGAACCAACUGAACCAUGUGAACCUGAUCCAGCUCUAUGAUGCCUUUGAGACUCGCACUAACCUGACUCUUGUCAUGGAGUAUGUGGAGGGGGGAGAGCUGUUCGAGCGGAUCGUCGAUGAGAACUACCAGCUUACAGAGCUGGAUGCCAUUGUGUUCGUGCGACAGAUCUGCGAGGGGGUGCAGUACCUCCACCAGCAAUACAUUCUACACUUGGAUCUCAAGCCAGAAAACAUUCUAUGCGUGAGCACCACCGGCAAUCAGAUCAAGAUAAUCGACUUUGGACUGGCGAGAAAAUAUCGUCCACGAGAGAAACUCAGGGUGCACUUUGGGACACCUGAAUUUCUGGCUCCUGAAGUGGUGAACUAUGACUUUGUUUCAUUCCCAACAGAUAUGUGGAGUGUAGGAGUUAUUACAUACAUGCUUCUGAGUGGCCUGUCACCUUUCCUUGGGGACAAUGACACUGAAACAAUGAAUAACAUCCUCCACUCCAACUGGGACUUUGAUGCCGAAGCCUUUGAAAAUGUCUCAGAGGAGGCCAAGGACUUCAUUUCCAGGCUGCUUAUCCCCGAAAAAUGCAGCCGUCUGAGUGCAACUGGAUGCAUGAAGCACAGCUGGCUGAACAACCUGGAGGAAAAGGCCAAGAUGCGCCAGGUGCAGCUCAAGUCUCUGCUCCGCCUGCAGCGCUACCUGGCCGCACACAGGCAGUGGAAGAAACACUUCUAUGCAGUCGCUGCUGCUAACAGGCUGAAGAAGUUCCGGCAGAAUCGGUCCAUUAACCCAGCAUAGCGCUGAAGACGAGCUGUCAGAUCAAGAAGACAGCCUCCGCCCCACCUCAGCAACACCACGAAAACUUUGCAGCUGCGUUGAAAGAGUGCUGCAGAAUAAGUUAAGUAUACACACAAUAUGAAAGGUGUCGGAGCCAAAAAAAAAAAGUAUACAAGCUGCGCUCUGAUCACUUUUUUAAUGCAUCACACAGCAGCUCAACAUUUUAUGUUUUGCCAAUGUGUAGGAUGUAAUUGUGUAUAAUUGUAUGGCAUAAGCUAAUGUAUAGGUUGUAUUUGUGCAUAAUUGUCUGGUACGUUAAUGAGUUUCUUUUCCAGAUGAUUGUUCAUCAUACCCAAAUCUUAAUCUGGUGAAGGAUGAGGUGAAUUUAAGAGACACAUACCUUUCUGAUUUGCUUUGUAUCUCAGAUAAGGAGCCAUAACCAUUUACUGCAGGGAAUAGAAUGCAUUGUUUUCAUAGGUAUUUAAAGUUUGUUACAACUGUACACUAAGCACAAGGCCAUAGACCUUGAUCAGCACAUCGAAUACUUCACCACAAUGUUGAGUAUCCUCUUAAAAUAAGGUAGACAUCUUCUCUUUCCUUCUGUGAAGGCUGCCAUUACAUAACACCAUAUUUUGAACCUGCACAUAUGAGACCACUUUCGGGUUGCGUGAUUCUGCCCCACCAUAUAUUUAGCAUGCUGUGAUUUUUAGAUGCACUCAGGCAAAUCACACAAGGUGAAAAUUGUGAAGUGACACUUACUGUGGGUCCUAUACUGACCUGCUAUCUGUCAACCACCUGGACUUUGAUUUCACAUGUGGGGAAGAUGAGAGAACAUGUAAAGAUGUUCAUCAGCUUUUCUGCAAAUCACUUCAGGAGGGACGUUGCUCUUACAGCUACUUAUGACCGCUGAGCUCCACGUGGGCUACCUUUCUGCUGCCUGCACCACAACAGGAGGUUCAGAUUUUGUGCAAUAUUCUGCACAGCUUUGCUGAGGAUGUGCUUCUCAAGGCAAAAAUCAGGCAUGUCAGUGAAAUUCAUAAAAAUGUUGUUUAAUUAAAGAUGUUGCAGACAGUGACUGCUUGUCUGACUGAAUAAAAAAGGUUUCCUGAAGACCCUGACUGUACUAAGUGGCUUGAUUUCAACUGCUGAAUGGAUCUUUCAUAAAAAAAAGAUUAAACAUAAAAAACACUGGAUAUAUUGACAUGGCCUGCACACUCACACAACUAUAACAUUGUGCUGUUCAGGACUGUAAUAUGUACACAUUCAUUGAAAAAAGAAAAAAAA
Molecule: messenger RNA, 4444 nt
Organism: Megalops cyprinoides (Indo-Pacific tarpon)
Lineage: Eukaryota; Metazoa; Chordata; Actinopteri; Elopiformes; Megalopidae
Gene: mylk3
Product: myosin light chain kinase 3
Exons: 15
Coding region: 1094-3181 (695 amino acids)
Biological process (GO): intracellular signal transduction; protein phosphorylation; positive regulation of apoptotic process
Cellular component (GO): nucleus; cytoplasm
Molecular function (GO): protein serine/threonine kinase activity; ATP binding
Source: RefSeq, a predicted model, not a curated record